AUGCCAAUCGAUAACCGAUUAAGACUCGCAUCAGUAUUGAUUAUAGCAGUUGCUUAUUUGUAUGACUACAACCUCUCUCUACAUGACACCUCGUCGGCCGAGACACAAGUCAUCCAUGGAUGGUCUACUGGUAUUCAAGAUCCUGCCAAGAGAGUUAAACGUGUUGCUGUCGGAUUAAACAUCAAUGCUGAUCUGAUAGUCUCAGCUACAGCUUUGCUGGACAAACUCAACAUCAAGCAAGGUGCAACCGAAGAUCAUGCCUUACUCAACUCACUGACCGAUCUACAAGAAAGCUUUGGUAAUUUCUUUGCAUCUGGUGCUGCGGCGGAGAGGUAUUUUGCCGUUGGUGAUGUGUUUGAUACUGUUAUAGAGGCUGCAGACAAGCUGGAGGUCAAAGAGUAUAGCAUAGGAGGCAAUGCAGCGUUGAUGGCAUACAUGAUGGCACAGCUUACCGAGGAUGUAGAGAUUCUUCUCAUUGGGCCAGCCGGACCAAUUGUCCGGAGAUUAAUGCCCAGUAAAGUUAAGAUAUCAGAGUCAAGUGUACGAGAAACAGACGAGAUCCAUCUGAUCAUGGAGUAUGGCAAAGGAGAACGAUGGGGUAAGCUGACCACACCCAUAGCAACACGCUUCAUAACAUCACAUGACGUCGCUAAUGCGGAGCUGGAAGGAUUGGACGUCUUCACCUCAAGCAUCAAAGAUUUCCAGCCGGACGUUGUGAUGUUCUCGGGUCUUCAUCUUCUAGACAGCAGCGGUCUCGCUAAGCAGAUUGAAAAAAUCCACGCCAUGGACAUUGAGCUUGGCAAGCUCCCUAAGAGUCUACCUGUCCACCUGGAGUUGGCUAGCAUGGCCAAUGAACAACUGGUUCGACUCAUAGCUAAAACGCUCUUACCAGUGGUUCAUUCCUUGGGCUUAAACGAGCAAGAGCUUGGUCUGGUGUCCCGCUCCAACCAGGGUCCCCACGCGGACCUCACAGCUGAUGAAAACGGCUACCCUGAAAUCGGCGCCGUGGCCGACAUUCUCUACUGGAUUCUAACCGCUCUGAUUGAAGGUCAGAGGUCACUGCUGACUAGAGUGCAUUUUCAUUCGUUAACGUUUCACAUCAUAGCUACUUUACCUAACCACUGGGAUAACAGUCUGUCUGCUGUAGGGGUCGGUGCCCGAAUUGCUGGUCGCCAGGCGUGUGGUGAUAUACCCAUCAAUCCAGCUAAAGUAGAUCUGCGCAUACCGAAAGUGUUUUCGUUGUCCGUAGACUACGCUCCAUUGAGGAAACAAGUUAUAACCUUUGACCCCAGUAAGCCCCUUCUGAAAUGGCAGAGAGGGGAUGUUACAUUUCAUUUCAGCCCGGUUCUCGUGUGCAAGAAACCGGGGAAAACUGUCGGACUUGGAGAUGCAAUAUCAGCAACUGGAAUGUUAUACUCACAAUAUACACACAAAUGAAAUCGUCCAUUAGACGAGUAGGAUACAAACUGUGUGUGAAGGUGCUCAUAUAAAAUGCCUCUGCUUUUACAAAAUAUAGAGAAAAAUGCUAAUUAGUUAAUUGUUUCCCUUCAUGUUUUGAGAGAAUGGCAAGAAAUUAGCCAGUGUCACUGAUAAUAACAUAACAUUGCUCAACUUUUUGAAGUUAAUUUUCGUUUGAACGAAGACAAAUUUAGGAUUUGACCUGUGACCUGUAGAUUGAUGUGACGACACUCUGACAACAUGGUUACAUCGCCCUAAUGUGGCCAGUUAUACCAAGUUGCCUAUUUUAAAAGUAUAGUAGUAGUUGUUUUCAAAACUAACUUUUUAGGUUUUCUUUUGAUGAGGUUGAAUAUGUUAAACAUUCCAUUGAAUAAGGUGUGCAUCGUCAAAACCAACACACUUUAGAUUUAAGUGUAGCUUGCCAUUUGAUUUUUUCUUUUUCUUAUAAAUUAUGUAUGAAAUAUUCUGAAAGAAAUUUUAAUAUUUUCUUCAACUAUAACGGGAAGUUCUGUUCUUUGAUUUUCUAUAACUGUUGAUUUUACAUCAUGAACAAUUCUUGUAGUUAGAACAACCGUCAUUAGGCAUGGUACUCUCUCUACUUAAGUCUGAUUUCCGAUAUUGUUUUCCCCUCAGUAAAAUUAGUUAAAUUGUUGUUAGUUAGCCUGGAAAUUCUAUAAAAACCUGUAUCAUAUGUACAUGGAUGUCAGCCCAUGUAGUCAAGCAAAUUUUCCAUCUUUUUUUCUAAAUUUCGUACCUGCAUAAUUUAUUUCUUAAGACCAUAACAAAUUCUGAAAUAAGAAUAGUGACAAACAAUUUAGUUUUAGCAGAGAAUUUUAUGUAAUAACUAUGCAUCUAAUGUGUGUGUUGUGGUUUUCUCGCCAAAUCUAUUUUGACAAUCAUAUUUACUUUAUUUUAUUAUUAGUCCAUUCAUGAAAUUGGAUAAAUUAAUGUCAGAAAUAUUUAGAUACAAAAAUUGUCAAUAGCCUGAUGUAGUUGCCCCAACAGGUACUUCUAAAACACUUGGUUUGUCUCAAAGACUGAAUUGCGUGUGCUAAUCUUCUUUAGUAUCAAAGAAUUGUUUCAACAGAUUUUUCAUACAAUUUUUAACUUUAAUAAAGCAGUACAAGUUCACACACAAAUUAUUUCAUGAUAUGUUUUUUAGUGUUUUAUUAAGACUAUGUAUUUACACU
Molecule: messenger RNA, 2648 nt
Organism: Asterias rubens (European starfish)
Lineage: Eukaryota; Metazoa; Echinodermata; Asteroidea; Forcipulatida; Asteriidae
Product: ADP-dependent glucokinase-like
Exons: 7
Coding region: 1-1437 (478 amino acids)
Biological process (GO): glucose metabolic process
Cellular component (GO): endoplasmic reticulum
Molecular function (GO): ADP-specific glucokinase activity
Source: RefSeq, a predicted model, not a curated record